Messenger RNA from Dufourea novaeangliae, 831 nucleotides. Its product is annotated as dexamethasone-induced Ras-related protein 1. Gene Ontology annotation, molecular function: GTPase activity; GTP binding. Lineage: Eukaryota; Metazoa; Arthropoda; Insecta; Hymenoptera; Halictidae. The record is from RefSeq and is a predicted model, not a curated record. The transcript has 5 exons. The coding region runs from base 16 to 831 and encodes 271 amino acids.
UGCUACCGUCUCGUCAUGCUGGGUAGCGCGCGGGUCGGCAAAACUGCCAUUGUAGCACGGUUUUUGUCCAACAAAUUCGAGGAAAGUUAUACACCGACGAUCGAGGACUUCCACCGAAAGCUCUACAGGAUUAGAGGAGAGGUCCAUCAGCUUGAUCUUCUGGACACGAGCGGAAACCAUCCGUUCCCCGCGAUGCGACGAUUAUCCUUCCUAACCGGAGACUUGUUCGUGGUGGUGUUCAGUUUGGAUUGUCGGGAGUCCUUCGAAGAGGCCAUCAGGCUACGUGAAUCGAUCCUAGAGACUAAAGUGAGCGCUACCCAGAGCGCCACUAAGAGCCGAAGCAAGAGUCACUUCAAUUUGAAGGUUCCCAUGGUCAUCGUCGGGAAUAAAUGUGAUAAGGACACGAAAACGGUGACCGUGGAAGAAGCUGAAGAGUACUGCAACAGUCAGGACGAUUGCUGCAUUUUCGUCGAGGCGUCCGCGAAGAGGAACUUCCACGUGGAAGAACUUUUCUAUCAGCUUUUUGUAGUGGCGGGCUUACCCCUGGAAAUGGCACCCAAUCAUCAUAGAAAGGUCCCGCUCACUUUUGGCUCUCCAACUAUGUUGCCGCCCUCUCAGCCGAGGCACAAAGCCACACUGAGCAUAAAGCGUCGACUGAGCGACGCCUGCGGCGUGGUCGCGCCAAAUGUUCGCCGACCGAGCAUAAGAACGGACCUGAUGAUCAUGAGGACGAAGACAUGUUCGCUCGCGGCCGCCAACGAGAACAACGCCCCCGGAUCCAGGAUCACCCUUAGAUCGUCCGACACGCGGAAAACGUGCUCCAUUCAGUGA